AAUCAUCCAGCCACGUAGGCUAAAUGGCACCAAACAUCAAAUACCCGUAAAAUGCAAAAGAAAGUGCAAAAAGAAUUUUUCGCACGAAACACUUCCUGUCUUCUUAAUUUUCAUUGCUUCCGGAAGAGAAAAAUCUGUCACGAACUCACUCACGAUGGCGUUACAAGGAAAGCUAGAUAGAUUCAAAAAGCAGCAGGAGAAAUGUCAAACAACGCUUUCGAGCAUAGCCGCUACCAAGACUGCAUCUGCGUCGAUGCCGAGUGCUCUUGUUCCUGUCAAAUUCUCAACUGAUACCGAGAGGCUUCAGCAUAUUAACAGUAUACGUAAAGCUCCUGUUGGAGCCCAGAUGAAGCGUGUGAUUGAUCUCCUUUAUGAGACUCGGCAGGCUUUAACGUUGGAGCAAAUAAACGAAACAUGCCAUGUGGACAUGAAAGCUAACAAAGAUGUUUUUGACAAUAUGAGGAAAAAUCCAAAAGUAAGAUAUGAUGGAGAAAGAUUCUCUUACAAGUCGAAACACGCCCUCCGGGACAAAAAGGAGCUGCUUUUCCUGAUACGCAAAUUUCCGGAGGGCAUUGCUGUUAUUGACUUGAAGGAUUCGUACCCUACUGUAAUGGAGGACUUGCAGGGUUUGAAAGCUGGCAGGGAGAUUUGGCUGCUGUCCAACUUUGAUUCACAGGAAGACAUUGCCUACCCUAAUGAUCCUAAAGUGCCCAUUAAGGUGGAUGAUGACCUAAAACAGGUUUUUCGUGGGAUUGAGUUGCCCCGUGAUAUGAUCGAUAUAGAGAGGGAUCUCCAAAAAAAUGGAAUGAAACCUGCUACUAACACUGCAAAGAGGAGGAGUGCAGCACAAAUGGAAGGCAUUUCAUCCAAGCCUAAACCUAAGAAGAAGAAGAACGAAAUCACCAAGAGGACCAAGCUGACUAAUGCCCAUCUUCCGGAGCUUUUUCAGAAUUUAAAGAACUGAUCUAAGUAAAGAACUCCUGAUCUAAGUAACUCAUAGCAUGUGUUGGGCGAAUUCUCAUAGUAUAUUUAAUGUCAUAAAAUUGAUCAUGUGUUUAGAGAGUCUUGCCGUCAUCCUUAAGGAUAUAUCUUUUUUUUUAUUGUAUUAGCUUACUUCCACUGGUUUUGGACAUAUCCAAUUUGUCAAAGAAACAAUUUUUCAGAGCACAAUGCAAAUUCAAGGCACUCCAUCCAGGCUUAAAUAAGAUUCUCAAGCAAAAGGUCAAAGGUAGCCAGAGCCCCUCUUCUGGUAGUUUUUUCAAACUCAAGGCCGUAUGGUUUAAACCAAAGCCAGAAAAUGGAGCAGAGUGAAUAUAUUGUGAAUCUAUUCUCAUUCAUACGUCUUACCUCUGGAAAUGAAUAAAUGAUAGUAUGUUGUCUGUUUCAGAUUGAUGUAAUUAUAUUCAACUUUUUUUUUGGAUGUUUGACUAUGUUUAAAUAUUUGCAUGUUAUUCAAAUCUUCUUGGCAAAACA
This is a messenger RNA of Vicia villosa (hairy vetch), 1473 nucleotides long. Its product is annotated as transcription initiation factor IIE subunit beta-like. Gene Ontology annotation, biological process: transcription initiation at RNA polymerase II promoter. The record is from RefSeq and is a predicted model, not a curated record. Bases 155 to 964 code for a protein of 269 amino acids. Gene Ontology annotation, cellular component: transcription factor TFIIE complex. NCBI's taxonomy places the organism in Eukaryota, Viridiplantae, Streptophyta, Magnoliopsida, Fabales, Fabaceae. The transcript has 5 exons.